Daucus carota subsp. sativus is the source of this 1678-nucleotide messenger RNA. RefSeq names its product mitogen-activated protein kinase homolog MMK2. The transcript has 6 exons. Gene Ontology annotation, biological process: protein phosphorylation; intracellular signal transduction. NCBI's taxonomy places the organism in Eukaryota, Viridiplantae, Streptophyta, Magnoliopsida, Apiales, Apiaceae. The coding region runs from base 283 to 1407 and encodes 374 amino acids. Gene Ontology annotation, molecular function: ATP binding; MAP kinase activity. Gene Ontology annotation, cellular component: nucleus; cytoplasm. The record is from RefSeq and is a predicted model, not a curated record.
CUCUUUUCCUGUAAAUUUCCUUUGUUUUGAUUUUUUUUUCUUUUAAAAUAAAUAAGAACAAAAAAUAGGUCAGAAUCCAUUAUCAAUUUUCACCAUAUUCCCCCAAACAAAUGUCAAAAAACCAUAAAUCCAUAGCAACCCACAAACCUCUUUUUGCAUUUUCCCCAAAGUUAGCACCUUGUUCUUGUUUUUGUCUCUCCAAAAUCCAAUCUUUAUAGAGUUUUAUUUUCAAGUUGGGUUUUUUUAUUUUCUGGGUUUUCUUUGUUUGUUUCAUUUCAAUCUAUGGAACCAAGCUCAGCAGCAGCAGCUGAUCAUGGACAUAUUAAAGGAGUUCCAACUCAUGGUGGAAGAUAUGUUCAGUACAAUGUGUAUGGCAAUCUCUUUGAGGUUUCAAGAAAAUAUGUCCCUCCGAUCCGCCCUGUCGGUCGUGGGGCCUAUGGGAUUGUCUGUGCCGCUAUGAAUUCUGAUACUCGUGAGGAAGUUGCCAUCAAGAAAAUUGGUAAUGCAUUUGACAAUCGAAUAGAUGCGAAGAGGACGCUUAGGGAAAUUAAACUUCUUCGUCACAUGGAUCAUGAAAAUGUAAUUGCCAUCAAAGACAUCAUAAGGCCUCCACAGAAGGAAACUUUUAAUGAUGUGUACAUUGUCUAUGAAUUAAUGGACACAGAUCUUCAUCAGAUAAUUCGCUCUAACCAACAACUUACAGAUGAUCAUUGUCGGUAUUUUCUUUACCAACUAUUGCGAGGACUGAAGUAUGUUCAUUCUGCAAAUGUCUUGCACCGUGACUUAAAGCCUAGCAAUCUGCUCCUUAAUGCAAACUGUGACUUGAAAAUUGGAGAUUUCGGUCUUGCAAGGACAACUUCUGAAACUGAUUUCAUGACUGAAUAUGUUGUUACUCGUUGGUACCGGGCCCCUGAAUUGCUCCUUAAUUGUUCAGAGUACACUGCAGCAAUUGAUAUCUGGUCAGUCGGUUGCAUACUUGGUGAAAUUAUGACUCGACAGCCCUUGUUCCCUGGCAAAGAUUAUGUACAUCAGCUGAGACUGAUUACUGAGCUCAUAGGUUCACCUGAUGAUGCCAGUCUUGGGUUUCUCAGAAGUGAUAAUGCCCGGAGAUACGUGAGGCAGCUUCCCCAGUAUCCAAGGCAACAAUUCUCAGCUAGAUUUCUUAACAAAUCUCCAGGAGCUUUAGAUUUGCUGGAGAAAAUGCUCAUCUUUGAUCCCAACAGGCGUAUCACAGUUGAUGAGGCACUUUGCCACCCAUACUUGGCACCCCUUCAUGACAUAAAUGAGGAGCCUGUUUGCCCUCAGCCUUUUAGUUUCGACUUUGAGCAGCCAUCCUGCACUGAAGAGAAUAUCAAGGAACUCAUCUGGAGGGAAUCUGUGAAAUUCAAUCCUGACCCGAUUUAUUAAGGAAUUUCAUUUGACAAGUGAGUGUUAUCGAAUGUUGUUAGGUGUUACAGAGCCAAUAUCAUCUUAAGAAUGAUCCUCAAGUAGAACAGUUCAAAUAAAUAGAGUGGAUAUAUUGAGGGUUAACAAAAGUUGUUUCUACUAUUAACAUUGCGAUUCUUUUAUCAUCCUUGUAAUAUUCUGAGCUGCAGUAGACUAGUAGAGUUUAUAGUGUUACUCUUUGUUGAGUUUUCUAACUCUGUACCUUGGUGGUGAAAUGAUAUUUCUUUUUUCA